Dermatophagoides farinae (American house dust mite) is the source of this 1572-nucleotide messenger RNA. RefSeq lists its product as uncharacterized. The record is from RefSeq and is a predicted model, not a curated record. Gene Ontology annotation, molecular function: transferase activity. Gene Ontology annotation, biological process: protein ubiquitination. Lineage: Eukaryota; Metazoa; Arthropoda; Arachnida; Sarcoptiformes; Pyroglyphidae.
UUCUUUUCUUGUUUGCAUGUUUUUUUUCAUUUUUUUUCUUGCUUAAACAAAACAAAACAUAUUGGAAUUGAUAAAUAGAAUUUUCACCAUUAAAAUUUCGUUUGUAUUUGAAGAAUAAUGGAACAAAGGAAUAGACCGAUUAUUGGUCAUCAUACGACCUCAUCAUCAUCAUCAUCAUCAUCAUCAACCACCACCGAUACGGAUACAGCAAAUUUAUCAUCAUCAUCAUCGAAUGGCAAUAAUGGACGAUCUCUUGGACGUAUAGAGAUACAAAUUGAGCAUACAUCAAGAAUGGAAUCGGAUUCUACAGGCGCUAAUUCUUCCCCUCAUAUUACAUUUAAUUAUCCUUUUCUUAUGCGUAGAGAUUUAUCACAGGCUUCUCUACCAUCAUCAAUGCAAAGAAAUCGUAUAGCUGAACGUGAACGUAAUUAUUAUAGGCAAUAUUAUUUAAGAAGAUAUCGACCAGGUUCAUCAUCAUCGUCGUCGAAUGAUUCUUCAUCAGCAACUACAGCAUCAGCAGCAGCAGCAGCAGUAGAAUCAUCAUCAGCAACAACAGUAGCAUCAACAACACCACCUACAUCAACAUUAACUAAUGCAAGACCAAUAGAAUUUGAGACAACAGUUUAUCGGCCGAAUUUAUCUCGAAUUGCUUCACAGAUAGUUUUAUCACCAAUUCAAGUUACCUUUCCAGCAACGCCAACAUUACCAUUAGUGGUAUCAACAUCUGCGGAUAAUGUACAAAAUAAUCGUCGAAAUAUGAAUGUAUCAUCAAAUGCGCAAGAUGUAACCAUAUCAACAUUACCACCAUCAUCGGCAACAUCGACAUCAACAGCAAAUCAAACGGAAAUAUUGACAACCAGUGGUGAUAUUGUACGUAAUGUUUUCGAAAGAUUACAUGGUACAGCACUUCAAUUGAAUCGUGAUGGUCAUUGGUUUAAUCUACAGAAUGGUUUAACUAAACAGGAAAUAAAUCGUCAUACUAUUUCCUAUGAAUAUAAACCAAAAAAACGAAAACGAAUGAAAAGAAUUGUCGAUAAUAAUAAUAAUAAUAAUAAUGGUGGGGGUGGUUCAGGUGAAUGUAGCCGAAGUUUUAAUAGCCAACAAAAUCAAACAAGUGAAAGUGAAGUUUGUUCAAUAUGUUUGGAUCAUUUCUGUAUCAACAUUACUGUCAGACGAUUACCUUGUCUUCAUGUGUUUCAUAUAAAAUGUAUUGAUAAAUGGUUGAAACAGAAUAAAAAAUGUCCAAUAUGUCGAAUAUCGAUUGCCAUUGAUUAUGAAAAAAUGUUUUCAUCAUUAAAUUCAGGAAUCAGUAUUGAACAAUGUUUAAAUCAACAGGAAUCAUCACUUGGUUCGAAUAUAGCAAGUUUUCUACAAGAAUUGACCGAUCUACAACAAUUGGUUUAUGAUUUGCCUACAAAUAAUGGAAUGGCACGGCAUUCAUUAUUUAAUUAUGGUCAGAUUUCUUCAAAUAAUAAUAAUAAUAAUAAUAACAAUAACAAUAAUAGCAGAACUAAUAAUAAUCGUAUUAUUAAAGCCAUUUUUAAAUGUGAUAUAUAUUGUGAAGAGAAAUGA